AUGUCUGCCGUACAAGCGGCCACGAAGCCGGAGUCAGCGCAGAAGGUGCUCUCGCUGCUCCUUCGCCAGGGGAACCAGUUUUCGGCGUACAACUUCCGAGAAUAUGCUCUGCGCCGCACGCGGGACGCCUUUCGCGAGAACAGGAGCGUCGAGGACCCGCGGAGGGUACAGGAGCUUAUGCAGAAGGGCUUGAAGGAGUUGCAGGUGCUAAAGAGCACUUGUGGUGGAGGGAGGGAUAUCGGGCAAAGACGAGGCAGGGCACGGCGAGACGACGAGACAGAAGGACACCGGGACAACGCCCUGAGCCAGGACACAGGCUCUCCCGUUUGUCGCAAUGCAGCGGUCGGCCUCCCCGUUCGACAAUGGCGCCAGGAAUGGGUCAGCGUCGCGCCCUCGUCACAGCAGGAGAUGGCCCAGCAGAGCGACCGCUGGGCUGUUGAACUCCCGUACGGUAUGCCGAGAGAGUCCCAUCUUCUCCCGCCACACACCCAGGAACUCCUCCGCGCUGCUAGAUCCGGCCGGUUAUACAAACGACCUGCCCCGAUAGAAGAGGAGGACAUUGACGCCGAGGUUGAUAUUGUCAAGGGGGAAAAGAAGGAUUCAGAGCCGGCCAAUGAUGGGUACAUGGUCAAGCUGUGGAAGCAGGUGCCGCGCAACGCGGAGAGUCAAACGAUAUCUCACCUGGCAAAGCGGCACAAGAACACCGUCACCCUCGCUUCGAGGGCGAUAGCGCCGCAGGCGGCAGGGCCUACUGUUAUCCGGGCCACCGUUCGCCGAAUCGACGCCGCCGGCAACCCUUACGAACAAACCGUCACCCUUGGCGACGGGCAGCAGGUCGACGGCCAGAUCAUCUCCACCACUGUUGUGCCGGCGCCGGCGGCUGCCCAAGGAGAUUUGGCCGUGCAGCAGACGACACCAGUUAGGAGGAGACCCCCACCACCCAAACGCAAGCCCAAGGGUGCUGGGCGUGGGCGUAAAAAGGGAAAGCUCCCCUUGCCUUUGCCUGCGACGAGGUCACAAGCCACUGCUGCAGACGGAGACGGCACUGCGUCCGCCAAAACCGAUAAUGUGGGCCCUGAUGGAAUCAAGAUUGAAGAUACAGAGGACAGCACAAACCAAGACAGUGAGAUGGCAGAUAUUUCGGGUAUGCCCUCCGACGACGAAGAAGGCGAGGGUGGGGAGGGCGAGGACGAAGAGGAGGGAGACGAGGAAAUCAGGGAUGGCGAAGGGGGCGAGGCUCCGAAGGUCGAAAAUGCCGGCGACGAAGCCCACGUUCAGGAGACGAAGGACUCUGAGAUGUCAGAGGCCAUCCAGCCGAGCUCUGUCGAGGAACCUGACGAGCCUCGUCCCGCUAUGGAAGAGGUAGAGGAGGUCACCAUACCCAAAGUUCGCUUCCAGCCGCCGGCCCUGGCAAAUCUCGGCUCAUCGCUCGGUUCUGCAAAAAUCGAGGGCAGCCCCCUGAAGAACGUCAUGAUCUUGUCGCCAACCGAACCAUCGUCCAUGAUCUCGCCCACGGCAAACACUUCCUUUGCUGCAUCCAACUACCUGGAGGUACAGUCACGCACUCUGUCUAUAGAUAUGGGCUCGGGCGGCACCGUUAGCCCAGCGUAUGCCGCAGAAACGACGACACGUGGGAUCCUCCCGCCGCUCAGGGAAAACGCAGCACCCCGGCACUCUGUGAGCCAGGGCAUGACAGCAACAAUCACCCAACCAACAACAGCACCCCCACCAGCGCUCACCCCAAAUCUGUCCGAGCCAACGGCGACGACGACAACGAUAACGACAACAAUAAACCCGGCCGACCAACCCCAGCCAACCCCCGAACCACAACCCGCUGCCGCCACAACCACGACGACCACCACCAAAACCCCAUCACCACCCGCCGAACCCGCCCCCGUUCCCGCCCCUCCUGUACAGCCCAGCGAAGAAAAAGCGGACGACACAGCAGCAGAGCCAAUCCCCGACGCAACCCCCACCCAGCUCGAACCGCCCGCCUCCCCCGCGCUGCCCCCCACCGCUCUGCCGGCCGGGGACGACGAGGACGACGGGCUCAACCUGCUCGGGAGCCUGGAGCGCGAGCUCGACCGCCAAGAGGGCACCACGCCCGUCGCGGAGCCGCCUGUUGAGGCUGCGGCUGCGGUUGCGGCUGUGGAGGGGGUUGGGGCUGAGGUGGAGGGGGGUGGUGCUGGUGCUGGUGCUGGUGUUGAGGGGGAGGGGAAGACGGAAGAGAAGGAGAAGGAGGACGUGGCGAUGGAGGAUGAGGCGGCGGCUGGUGCUUGA
Messenger RNA from Chaetomium fimeti, 2280 nucleotides. RefSeq lists its product as uncharacterized. Bases 1 to 2280 code for a protein of 759 amino acids. Gene Ontology annotation, biological process: iron-sulfur cluster assembly. The record is from RefSeq and is a predicted model, not a curated record. Lineage: Eukaryota; Fungi; Ascomycota; Sordariomycetes; Sordariales; Chaetomiaceae. The transcript has 9 exons. Gene Ontology annotation, cellular component: mitochondrion; L-cysteine desulfurase complex.